CCGGGGCCGAACCGGGAAGUUUGGAGUGGUGGGGGGGAAAUGAUCCCGCUGCUACCAUGGUAACGGGGAUAUGGAGUCCUGCCGCUUCCAGAAGCUUUUUGGGACGGACGGGGAGCUGGAGGACGAGGAUUUCCUCUCUGCCGUGGAGGACGCAGAGAACCAGUUUGUGAUCCCUGGAUACUCCUCACCCAGCGACGCCCCAAUUAACCCUCCCAAUAAACCCCAUCCCACUAAACCCCAUCCCACUAAACCCCAUCCCAGUAAACCCACCCUCCGGCCCCUCGCCGGGCAAGGGGAGCAUCCCUCGGGAUUCCAGGGACCCCCACCCAGGGGAGCAGCCCCCCAGGAUGAGCUGGAUAAUGAACUUUUCCUGGCUGCCUGCAAGGAGCUGGAAGGGCCCGAGGUGCCGGCGGGGUCCGGCGCUGCUGCCCCGUUGCCCCCCGGGCACAGGGAGAAUCCCACAUGGAUACGCCCAGGGAAGGAGAACACUCAGGAAUGUGGGAUCCCCAAAAAGCUGAGGGUGGGAGAGGAGCCGAUCCCCACUUCCAGGGGGGUGCAGGACAGGCAGGACCCCCUCCCCAGUCCCAAAGUGGUGCUGAGGCCCAGCGCGGCCGGUUCCUGGACCCCCAGGCCCCCCAUUUCCAUGGGAAAGCCAGGAAGCUCCGCAGGGUCCCGGUCCAUCCCUGCUCUGGGGGAUCCAUCCCUGAGGCCUUUCCAAGCACCCCUGGGAGGCAGCAGCUCCUCCUCGGUGCCCCAGACCCCUCCAGCACUGAGCUGCCCCCAACCCCAGCAGCCCCCCAGGCCCCCCUCCAGACCCCCUGGAUCCACGGAGCCCCCGAGGCCGCCUCUCCGGACAGCUCCCGGAUUCCCGAAUCCCACCAUGGUCCCCAACGCCCCCGGCCCCCCGAACCCCCCCGUGGUCACCAACCACCUGGUGCAGCUGGUGGCAGCGGCCAGCAAGGCCCCCGGGGGGUCCCCCCGAGUCCCCUCGUGCAGGGAGACACGGCGCUUCCCGGGGCCCGCCGGGAUCCUGCCCCAGCAGCACUCUGGGAAGCUGCUGGAGGAGAUCCUGGUUUCUGCUCCCCAAACUCCAGCUCACGGGGCUGUGGCAAAGCCACGGACACAGGCACUGCCCAGCUCCCCGCUGGCCACGGAGGAGGAUUUUGGGAAGGGGCCCUGGCUGGCCAUGAAGACGGAGCUGGGGCUGGACGAGAGGAAUCCCGGCUGCUUCCUCCACACCUACAGCGUGGUCAUGGUGCUGCGGAAGGGACCCACAGGGAUCAUCGAGUCCAGCUCCUGGCCAGGACAUCCCAGAAUCCCCCUUUUUGCCAUGCAGGCAGCCCUGAAGCAGCUCCCAAAAAACAAGGUGCCCAGCAUGGCCGUGAUGAUCAAGAGCCUGAGCAGGACCAGCGCCGGCGCUGGCGCCGUGUUCCGGGAUCCGACGGGGGAGAUCCAGGGCACGCUGCACCGGCUGCUGCUGGAGGAGAGGCAGAGCGAGCUCCGGCCUGGCUCCGUGCUGCUCCUGAGGCAGGUGGGGGUCUUCUCCCCCUCCCACCGCAACCACUACCUCAAUGUCACCCCCAACAACCUGCUCAGGAUCUUCCCACCGGAGCCCGAGGGCGGCUGCUCCCAGCGGCAGGUCCCUGCCCAGGCUGGGCUAAUCCCAGACCCCCCUGUGCAGCCCCCUCAGGGUGUCCCUGUCCCUGGGGAUUGGGGACAGCCGAGGACAAGUGGCCACAGCACAGAGGAGCAUCCAGGGGUCUUUUCCCUGCACCCACCAAGCCCUGGGCCCAGGCAGGAAGAGCCAGUGGGAGCUGAUGGAUGUGACAUGGAUGACCUGGAUGGGCUCCUGGGAGAGCUGCCUGAGGAUUUCUUCUCAGCCCCAGCCCAGGCUGACUGUGGCUGACCCCGGGUGCUGCUGGCACUGGCUGGGCCGUGCCAUGGCCUGGUGAGGAUGAUGAUGCCAAGGAGCAGGUGCCACACCUGCCACCUCUGCAUGCUCCUCUCUCUGUGUGUCUGCUGUGUUUGUUGUGGAGCCAAGAGCUGGGGGGGUUCCAGGGGGGUCCUGGGGGGACAUGGCCUACAGUGCUGUCCCUGCUUAUCCGGGCACAACUUCCCCUCUCACUCCCAAACCUGCAUUAAAGGGCUGCUUUGUCCUUGCA
Molecule: messenger RNA, 2162 nt
Organism: Myiozetetes cayanensis
Lineage: Eukaryota; Metazoa; Chordata; Aves; Passeriformes; Tyrannidae
Gene: HROB
Product: homologous recombination factor with OB-fold
Exons: 10
Coding region: 71-1906 (611 amino acids)
Biological process (GO): recombinational repair
Source: RefSeq, a predicted model, not a curated record